GAAGUGAGUUCGACGAGAAGGGAAAUCUUCGCCAAUGGUGGACCAGGAAAUCGCACGCAAAUUUCGUGAAACGGUCGACAUGUUUGAUUGAAGAGUACGACAAAGUUAAAAUAUUUGGUUAUCAGGUUUGUGAAAUAGUCUUUCCUAUGAAUUUAGAAAAUUGAUUAUAUAUAAAACAGGACUGACUAUAUAUUGUGUUAAGACUAAAACUGGAGCAACUGUCUGAUUAUCUUUCAAAUGUAUUAUGGUAUAGAAAUAACUUGAGGGAAAGCAAGUCUUCCCACCCCAUGUUGCCUCCUCCAAUAAUAUACGCCCCCCCCCCCAGUGGUGGUCCGUUUUGUGUAAAAUAUAAGAAAAAGAGGACGAACAACUAAUUAGUUAGGACAAGAGACAGUGUUCUAAUAUGCCCAUGACCAAACGUUUGGCUAGCGGUUGAAAUGUAUCAAAAAGUUCUUCAAAAAGAUAUCGGGGCUGAAACCCCCAGCUAUUUACGUUUGCGAAAACGGAUCCGGCAAUAAAUCCUGAAAUAUAACUUGUCAUCGCACAAGCAAAUGGAAGUUGUGUGUUCAAUCCGAUCCAACAUAUAUUUUUACAACUAUUAAAAUAUUUAACAUAAUAGCCUAAUACGCACGCACUGUUUUUACUAGGUUAAUGGCAAUAAGACAUUAUCAGAAAACAUUGCUGAUAACGGAGGUUUGAAGUAUGCUUUUAGGGUAAGUGGAAUUGGAGAAUACAGUAUUCCAGCGAUUUUUUCUAUAUCAUUGCAUGCCUGCUGUCAAGGCGUUGUACUACAUAAAAGCCACUCAAUACUUAUGGCUGGGGUGAGAAGUUAGCUAGAUCAUUUUCCCACUAAAUCCAAGGUUGGAUAAGGGCAAUGCUUAUAGAUAACACUUAAAGUAAAAUAAAUAUAUCGUUUGUCUUGUGGGAAAAAAACCGUAAAUAUUAGCACUGAUGAAGAUCUGGGCUUACGGAUCCAAAGCUUUUGCACUAAUAGCUAAUAAUAAUAAGAAUAAUAUACCACAUUUACUGAUGAAACUUGGUCAGCUAAAAAAUAGCUGCUCAGUAUCACUCAAGGACCUGUACACUCAUACCUCCGAGGAUACUGAUACCUCCUAGAGGACACUGAUACAGUACCUCCGCCAACGAAUUAAGUUAUGUAUCAUGCAUAAACGAUAGAAUGCAUUGGGCAUUCAGUUUACUUUGCCCGGCAAAGCAAGACAAACUUUUGCUAAUUCCUCUUCCAAUUUUCAUCCAAAUAUCACCACAAUGUAAUCGGUUUGUCCCCGGGAAAUAUCCAUUAGUCCCACAAGUUUCCUAUUAAUACAUUUGAUAUUUUUAAGUUAUCACGCUGACAGACUGACAUACAAACACAGACACUGCGGACAGACAGACGGACGGAUGGACGGAAAUAUACAUGGUGUUUUUCGCAAUCCAAGCAAUUGACUAUAUAUUCCUAAAAAUUAAAUGCAUUAAAACUUUGUUAAUUUAAAACACUAAUUACGAAAUUAUAUUUUUGAGUGAUUUUGAGCGAUAAUCAUCUAUAUAUACUACUUACCAGAGUUUUGAUAUCUCCACGUAUUUUUUGUUAGGCAUAUCAAAAUUGGCGUAAAAUACAUGGCGACGAAGAUAAGUUACCAGGUCUUUCUUUCAAUAAUGAUCAACUGUUCUUCGUUGGUUUCGCUCAGGUACCUAUUCUCUGCACUACUCAUACCAUAAAAAAUAAUAAGCAAAUUCAGAAUUUCCACUAUGCGCAGUGCGCAUCUAAAUAAUACGUUCUGCGUUGGGGAUAAAUUGCAAUUAAAUCAUAACAUGUAACUGAGAAUGUCAGUCAAAGUAUUCAGCUGUUCAAUUAUUAUUUGUAUUGUACUUAAAGCCACAACGUAGAACUAUCCAUUGAAUAAUUUUUGUAUUAGCAUAUUUUGCCUUCUGUGUAAAGCAAAAUAUAAAAAAGUACAGUUCAGAGUUCACGUUUUUGACUCACGGAUGUUGCGAAGCAACAUCUGUGAGUCUUUGUGGUUUACUUGAGUGGGGCAGUUAAACAAUGGGAAAUGACCAGCCUGCUUUGCGCGCAGUGUUUGCCUGCGAACGGGUCUUUUGGAACCGGAAAUUGGGCUGGAGCACGCUUCACGUUCUUUUCAACUUUUGACUUUUUGACAAGCGUGUGCUAAAUUAAAAGGUGAGUGUUAGUUGACUUAAUUGUUAUCUGUUUUUCUACUUCACCCAACAGAUCUGCUGUUAACACACUGAUCUACCUUUUAGCUGAAAUAUUAACACUAUUUUGUUCAAUAUAUAUAAAAGUGUUCACAUUUUCUGGUGCCUUUCGAGCGCCUCUGUCAGCUGUGUUUCAACACCGUUUCAACACUGUUUCCAUAGUUUCUGUCGAUUGAAAGAGUUUUUUGUUUACCAAAUUUAAUCAUGUUAUUUAAAUUAAAUAAUUCAUGUUUUAGCUGUCACGGAAUACAAAGGACAUAUUUGUCUUAUUCGAAGCAACACGACACAAAAUCUUUCUAUUAAAGUCACGUUGCCGACCUGCCGUUGUAUAUUUCACAUGACUGCGCUUGCACUGUAGCCUAGUAUCAGCUGGCACGGACAAGUCUCAGCAGUGUAUCGAUAGAUCGCUUUAUUUUUAUCCUCUAUCAGGAGAAUUUCAGCUGUCCUUAUGCUCUUUGAUGAAUGUCCCACUUAUAUUUAGACGCAAUGAAACAACAUCAAAACCACUAGUUAAUCCAACGAAACUCUGUCGGAUUACAGGGGAUGGCAAUUGUUUAUUUAGAGCACUGUCAUAUAUUUUAACCGGUAGACAAACAUACCACAUGAUUUUAAGACAAAAAAUAGUGGAUCACAUGAACAGUAUAGAACAUGUCCUUAGACCAUAUAUGAAUAGUUCAGUAGAUCAUUAUUUAGCCACAAGCAACAUGAGGAACAGUGGUGUGUGGGGGACUGAUAUUGAAAUUUUUGCAGCCAUUCCCUUUUCAAUGUAGAUAUUUAUGUUUAUUCACAGUUUGGUAACAAUUAUAAAUGGUCUAAAAAGAAAAAGAGCAUUGGACACUGAGGCAGCAUUACCACCUGGAUUUACUUACACUGUACUGCCAUUGGACAGCUACCUGUACCGUUGUAUCAAUAAGGGUGCUGUUUUAUAGUUGUUCUGUUUAAAUUUUUCUGUUCAACACUGUACACUGUACAUCGUACAGCUACGGUCGUUGAUGCAGCAUGUACUGUAUUGGUUACAGCUUUAUACUUAUAGCUAUCAUGUUUAAAUUGUCCUGUUCAACACUCUAGAUCGGACAGCUACGGUCAUUUGAUAUAUUACAUUGGGGACAGCUUUAUACUUAUUAUAGUUAUCAUGUUUAAAUUGUCAGUCUGUUUAACACUGUACAUAUCGGAAAGCCACGGUCAUUGGAUGUACUGAUACUGACUGUAUUAGGUACAGCUUUAUACUUAUAGUUAUUCUGUUGAACACUAUACACACCUGACAGCUACGGUUAUUGUACUUUUAUAUAGAUUUGCUUUGAUAGUGUGUAGUUUUAUAAUAAUCUAUUCAGAUUGUUUUUUCAAGACUGUUGAUAUUGGUUAGGGACCGGUCAUUAUUUAUGGAAGGGGGGAGGGGAAUUUUUUCUUUUCUAAAUUUUUAAAAUUGAAAGCCCCCCCCCUAAAUGGCAGAAAUUUAAUGAUGCCCCCCCUGCCAUAUUAGAAUAUUUUUCUUUGACCCCCCCGCCCCAUUUUCAUUUUUACUCGUCAAAUGGGGAUACCCAGGCGUUAUAGUAUUUUAAUUAUUAAAUAAGAAUAUGGAACUGGCAAGAUAUUAACGUCGACCAAAAAUAUAUAUUUAUUAGCAGAAAAUUGUAAUUAAAAGAGGAGUAUUUUUAUAUAUAACACUAAAAUCAGGUUUCCAUUUGGUCUGGGCGAUCGUAACCAUGUUUAAGGCUGCAACUAGACUUGAUGGUACGAAGUAUUGCCAUAGCAGCUGCGCGGCAACAAUGAGAGCAACAAUGAGUAAAAUUAGCAGCAAAAGGAGAUAGCAAUGACAAUUCUGCCAAGGCAUACCUGCGAAAUACAGUGUAUAGUGGUCUAUACAUCCUAUUUUAUGUGAGAUUAAAAAUUAUAUAAAAAUGACAUAUACUAGCUACCAGAUAAAAUCUUUUAGAAUGAACAUGGGUGGGUGGGUCGGGAAAAGGUAUCGAAGCGCAAAACUUGCUGCAGCUAGGCAAAGCAUACAAUGGUAGAAUGAAUACCCAGACCGAAGCACUGAUCACAAGGCAUGAAACAACCCCCUUUGAUCGAUAUGACGUCACAGAUUCCCCGCAGCGGAUGUGGCCUGCAUAAUACAAACGCCGUUAACCUUGCUUAAUUUAAAUGUAUUUAACCACAUCAAGAGCUGAUGUAAUAAUACAUUGUCAAUUUAACUAGUCUGCAAUCCGUAAAGACUGAUUUGCAUACUGCAUACAGCACACACAAGACAAGAUGAAUCCAGACUAUUUCACAUCAGUGACCAUGAUUUAGUUGCAACAUUUACAACCAAAUGGAUACCAGGUUAUUAAGCAAAUUCCUUCAAGUUUAAUUGCAACACCCCCUGUCAUUUUCUUGAAAAAAUUUAAUAGCCCCCCUUCUAGUCAUUUCUACAUAUGCCCCCCUUAUUUUUUUCCUCCCCUCCCCCCUUCCAUAAUUAAUGACCGGUCCCUUAUUGUUAAAAUCGAGGAUGUCGUUAAAAUUAAACUUUAA
Paramuricea clavata is the source of this 4719-nucleotide messenger RNA. The record is from the annotation of a GenBank genome assembly. NCBI's taxonomy places the organism in Eukaryota, Metazoa, Cnidaria, Anthozoa, Malacalcyonacea, Plexauridae.